UCGUCUCUCCCCAACCUCAGGUCACCAUCCAAAAGCCACCAAAGUCCUUUAAUUAAGCCUUCUCUCUCCCUCCUUUUGCUACUAAUCCAUGGCCUCGCUGCUCUCCUGUACCCUCCUCUUCCAUACGCUUCUUCUCAUCAUCAGCAGUUCUGAAGCUAAAGACUUCUUGGUUGGAGGCAACACCGAAGCAUGGAAAAUCCCCUCGUCUAAAUCAGAUACCCUCAACCAGUGGGCUGAGGCAAACCGCUUCCAAGUCGGGGAUUCCCUUGUCUGGAAGUAUGACGGCCAGAAGGAUUCGGUGCUGGAGGUGACGAGGAAGGACUACCUGAGCUGCAACACAUCGAGCCCGAUCGCCGAGCACAAGGAUGGGAACACGGUGGUGAGGCUCCCACAGUCUGGGCCGUACUAUUUCAUCAGUGGAGCAGAGGGGGCCUGCGAGAAAGGGGAGAAGCUGAUCGUCGUCGUGAUGUCGGAGAGGCACCGCCAGUUUGGUGGGAUCUCCCCUGCACCUUCCCCUGUGGAGUACGAUGGUCCGGCGAUGGCUCCGAUGAGCGGCAGUCAGAAGUUGGCGGUGGGGAUUAAAGGGGGCUUGGUGUGUGCUCUGGCUCUCAUGGGUUUGGUGGGAAUGAUUCUUUGAGGGAUUGCUUGAUAUGAAUUUUGGUUAUUUUUGGGGAAGGGGAUUGGAUUUGUUUCAUUUUAUUUAUAUAGGUUUGAGGUUUCAUGUUCCUAUGAUACAUAGCCGAGACUGCUUGUGAUGUUUCUUCUAUUGAUGGUAUACAAUUUAUAUGUUGUCCUCA
Elaeis guineensis (African oil palm) is the source of this 797-nucleotide messenger RNA. RefSeq names its product early nodulin-like protein 15. NCBI's taxonomy places the organism in Eukaryota, Viridiplantae, Streptophyta, Magnoliopsida, Arecales, Arecaceae. The record is from RefSeq and is a predicted model, not a curated record. Gene Ontology annotation, molecular function: electron transfer activity. Gene Ontology annotation, cellular component: plasma membrane.